AUUUUUUUUUAUGUGAAACAAAGCUCAUCUAAAUGUGCCCAAAAUGAAAGUUACAAUCAAAUCAUGGAUGGGUGUUGCAUCAUGGCGUUGGAUAGCAAAUGAUGAAAAUUGUGGCAUUUGUCGUAUGUCAUUUGAGAGUACAUGUCCGGAAUGUGCGCUUCCCGGCGAUAAUUGUCCAUUGGUGUGGGGCGUCUGUACGCAUUGCUUCCACAUGCAUUGUAUUGUCAAGUGGCUGAAUUUGCAAACUAUGAAUAAGCAGUGUCCAAUGUGCCGACAAGCUUGGAAGUUUAACUUUCACUAAACGCUUGGAAUUCAAU
Messenger RNA from Musca vetustissima, 317 nucleotides. RefSeq names its product anaphase-promoting complex subunit 11 (gene lmgA). Gene Ontology annotation, cellular component: anaphase-promoting complex; nucleus. Gene Ontology annotation, molecular function: ubiquitin protein ligase activity; cullin family protein binding; zinc ion binding. The transcript has a single exon. The record is from RefSeq and is a predicted model, not a curated record. Gene Ontology annotation, biological process: anaphase-promoting complex-dependent catabolic process; positive regulation of mitotic metaphase/anaphase transition; protein ubiquitination. Lineage: Eukaryota; Metazoa; Arthropoda; Insecta; Diptera; Muscidae. Bases 44 to 301 code for a protein of 85 amino acids.